GAAGACGGCCCCCGUCUCUCAGUCCGGCCAUCUUGUGGGAAGAGCUGAGGCAGGCGCUCUUGGCUCGGUGCGGCCCGCUGCAAUCCGUGGAGGAACGCACCGCGGAGCCACCAUCAUGCCUGGGCACUUACAGGAAGGCUUCGGCUGUGUGGUCACCAAUCGAUUCGACCAGUUAUUUGAUGACGAAUCGGACCCUUUCGAGGUGUUGAAGGCAGCAGAGAACAAGAAAAAAGAAGCCGGCGGGGGCGGCGUUGGGGGCCCUGGGGCCAAGAGCGCAGCUCAGGCCGCAGCCCAGACCAACUCCAACGCGGCAGGCAAACAGCUGCGUAAAGAAUCCCAGAAAGACCGCAAGAAUCCGCUGCCUUCCAACCCUGGCGUGGUUGACAAGAAAGAGGAGACGCAGCCGCCCGUGGCGCUUAAGAAAGAAGGAAUAAGACGUGUUGGAAGAAGACCUGAUCAACAGCUUCAGGGUGAUGGGAAAAUGAUUGAUCGGAGACCAGAAAGGCGACCACCUCGUGAACGACGAUUUGAAAAGCCACUUGAAGAAAAGGGUGAAGGAGGAGAAUUUUCAGUUGAUAGACCGAUUAUUGACCGGCCUAUCCGAGGCCGUGGUGGUCUUGGAAGAGGUCGAGGAGGACGUGGGCGUGGAAUGGGCCGAGGAGAUGGAUUUGAUUCCCGUGGCAAACGUGAAUUUGAUAGGCAUAGUGGAAGUGAUAGAUCUUCUUUUUCACAUUACAGUGGCCUGAAGCAUGAGGACAAACGUGGAGGUAGCGGAUCUCACAACUGGGGAACUGUCAAAGAUGAAUUAACAGAGUCCCCAAAAUACAUUCAGAAACAAAUAUCUUAUAAUUGCAGUGACUUGGAUCAAUCAAAUGUGACUGAGGAAACACCUGAAGGUGAAGAACAUCCAGUUGCAGACACUGAAAAUAAGGAAAACGAAGUUGAAGAAGUAAAGGAAGAGGGUCCAAAAGAAAUGACUUUGGAUGAAUGGAAAGCUAUUCAAAAUAAGGACCGGGCAAAAGUAGAAUUUAAUAUCCGAAAACCAAAUGAAGGUGCUGAUGGGCAGUGGAAGAAGGGAUUUGUUCUUCAUAAGUCAAAGAGUGAAGAGGCUCAUGCUGAAGAUUCAGUUAUGGACCAUCAUUUCCGAAAGCCGGCAAAUGAUAUAACAUCUCAGCUAGAGAUAAAUUUUGGAGACCUUGGCCGCCCAGGACGUGGUGGCAGGGGAGGACGAGGUGGCCGUGGGCGUGGUGGACGUCCAAACCGUGGCAGCAGGACUGACAAGUCAAGUGCUUCUGCUCCUGAUGUAGAUGACCCAGAGGCAUUUCCAGCUCUGGCUUAACUGGAUGCCAUAAGACAACCCUGGUUCCUUUGUGGACCCUCCUGUCUGAGGUUUUGCAUGCUUAAGGAUCCCAAACGACUAAGGAAAUUA
This is a messenger RNA of Manis javanica (Malayan pangolin), 1429 nucleotides long. RefSeq names its product SERPINE1 mRNA binding protein 1 (gene SERBP1). The record is from RefSeq and is a predicted model, not a curated record. Gene Ontology annotation, molecular function: mRNA 3'-UTR binding. Gene Ontology annotation, cellular component: cytoplasm; nucleus. Lineage: Eukaryota; Metazoa; Chordata; Mammalia; Pholidota; Manidae.